CGGUUUCAACAUGGCGCGCCCCAUAGUUGCCUGACAGUUAACGAAACGAAGCACAGGGGACGGUAACCAGUUGUGUUCUUUGUCGUUAUCGAAUGAUUUAUCCUACGGUAGGAUGAAAUUGUUGCUGGCGGUCCUGAGACAGACUCAUAGACCAGGGGCUCCAUUCCGCUGCUGUUCGACCCUUAGGAGCAGCGGCAGCCCGUCACCCUCCCAGGAUGAGGUGAUCGUGGGGUCCAGCCCAGAGCUGGUGGGAGCUUUGGGCUCUCAGGUGGAGGUGAGGCCGGGUUUCAUCACAGAAGAGGAGGAGGCAGCUCUGCUGCAGGAGCUGGAACCAGGUCUGAAGAAGAAACGCUACGAGUUUGACCACUGGGACGAUGCAAUUCAUGGGUACAGAGAGACGGAGCGUGUGAGGUGGGGGCCGGUGUGUGAGGGAAUCCUGAACCGUGUCCGAUCUUUAGCAUUCCCUCAGGGCAGUCCUCUUCUGGGCCCCGUGCACGUUCUAGAUUUGGACAAAGCUGGUUACAUCAAGCCCCACAUCGACAGCGUCAAGUUUUGUGGAAGCACCAUCGCCGGAUUGAGUCUUUUAUCCGACAGCAUCAUGCGUUUAGUAAAGGAUAACUCACCCGAUGAAUGGCUGGAUCUGCUGCUCACUCGUCGCUCCCUCUACAUCCUGAGGGACCAGGCUAGAUAUAACUUCUCACAUGAGAUCCUAAAAGAUGAAGAGUCAGUGUUCAACGGACAAAGGGUGCCUCGCCAGCGACGGAUCUCCGUCAUCUGUCGUAACCUUCCAGACUAAUACCUACUGCUUCUCAUUUUAAAUAACAUAUUUUUGACUGAUUCUAAAAGAUUGUAAAAACAAUAUAUUUUAUUGUGUUUCAAAACCUCCAAAAAUCAAAGUCAUUAUGAAACUGAAGGAAAGGUUUUGUAUUGUAUAUAAUUAUACCAUCUUUUUCUGUUUCUUUUUAUCCUUCUGUAUGAUAUACUCUUAGAAAUCCUGAAACUGCUUUUCACCUUAAGCUGAGGGAUUAAAGUAAAGCUUAAAAACAUGAAAACAAGACAUGGUGUAGAAUUUUCAUCUGAAACUUGACUAUUUUAAAUUAUUAAUAAAUA
This is a messenger RNA of Cyprinodon variegatus (sheepshead minnow), 1110 nucleotides long. It is a transcript of the gene alkbh7, whose product is annotated as alkB homolog 7. NCBI's taxonomy places the organism in Eukaryota, Metazoa, Chordata, Actinopteri, Cyprinodontiformes, Cyprinodontidae. The record is from RefSeq and is a predicted model, not a curated record. Gene Ontology annotation, cellular component: mitochondrial matrix. The transcript is spliced from 4 exons. Gene Ontology annotation, biological process: DNA damage response; fatty acid metabolic process. Bases 113 to 796 code for a protein of 227 amino acids.